Uloborus diversus is the source of this 704-nucleotide messenger RNA. RefSeq lists its product as uncharacterized. The record is from RefSeq and is a predicted model, not a curated record. The transcript is spliced from 4 exons. The coding region runs from base 210 to 704 and encodes 164 amino acids. Lineage: Eukaryota; Metazoa; Arthropoda; Arachnida; Araneae; Uloboridae.
UUUUAGGCCUAACUAGCAAUCGUUGACGUUUGCUGCUUCUGUUACCUCGGAAUUCUGUCUCCAUUUUAUUUCUGUACAAUCAUACGGUAUUUAUUCAGAUUUUUGGGGGCGCAAGAUUUAUUCUGUUGGACUGUGGUGCGGCACUAUAGUCAAUGGGAGAGAAGUGGAUGUUUUUACUUUUCGUCACAAGGCAAUGAAAAUCUGCUCAUAUGCAGUCAAGUCACACAGAUUUUGGUCAAGCUGGAUAUCCUCAAUACCCAUUUCCUCCUGGGGCCCUGUCUGGUGUACCGCAGGCCAAUGAGCUGAGCAAGCAGGUGCAAGCAGCCCAACAGCAAGGGAUGUAUGCAACAUCCACAUCCCAGGGCCAACAGUCGAUGGGACCGUCUGCCUCACCUCAGCAGCCCAAUCCCAUGAAUGCCCAACAGCAACAACAUUUGGGAAGAACGGCCCACGUCACGACCAUGCCAAACUAUUAUACUCGGAGCAAUGUGGUGCCUCGUACUCUGCCUGGCAUGGGCCGUGCCCCCCUCACAACAGUGGUGAAUCAAGGUGGAGGUGCAGGUUCUUCAGGGGGACAACAGCCCCCUUCCACUCCUCAGUACAGUCAUACGGUACAGAUGGUGCCUUCACAUGCUUUCCACCAUCAUCCCAUGCAGCCCAUUAUUGUGAAUACACAUCACCAGUUGACUGCACACAAAUGGUAA